AUGACAACGAGAAGAGCUCAUACUAUCGGUCCGCCUAUAGAGUCUCAAUGGCUAGCAACCUCUGGUCCGCCUCACUUGCCAGAAACCGCUGGACUUGAUUCGACACACACACCAUCUUCAGUACUACUGGUGUCGCCCAUCACUGUUGGGAGAAGCCACGAGGAAGAUCAGAUUACGCAGACCUUCGAUGACAUUAUUGAGAAAGCAAGUAGAUUCUGCGAUCACUUGAAAAAUGGAAAGCUAAGUAAGCGUUCCCGAUGGAACAGCGGGGUCGUCAAUAUUCUGGACUUCGGCGGGUCAACCGACCGUCAACUGUACGAGUUUGUGGAUGAAAAAACGGAGCCACCUGAUGAUGAGGCCGUUCUUAGAAGCAUCCCUGAAGAUGUCACACAGCGCCUGAUAAUAAUCGAGGAUCUCUAUUCACGGAUCAUUGCCCUCCUCGUUGCUAAGUUCGGAGUCACCCCGGAGUUCUUUGAGGAACAUCUGUUAAAUUCUGGCUACGCCGGCGCACAAUAUGACGAUUCCAGCUCACAGUCGUGGAGUACAUCUUUCUUGAAUAAAUCUUACGUUUCUAUGAAAUGGUUCCGUCCAGCUUGGAGAUUACCUGUGGCUCCAUUCUCGAAGCAUGACUUGGAAGAUUUGUUGGACUUGGAAGUCUCCAGUCUGAAUUUCCCUGGUGGGAAAUCAAAUGAGACGAGGACCAUUCAAGCAGAAACGAACAUUUUUCGCUCACAAUGGGAUCUUUGGACUGAUUCAAAAACAACUACCCGUGCGAGGCGAAUUUGCGGGUGGGAGGAACGAGCUUCUAUUUGGAAGGGCAAGGCACCAAACGGCAAAUGCGAUCUCGUGAUUUUGUUGCUAGACCCGUUACCCACCUUGAAGAGAACAUCGCAUCGAACGGUGCUCGAAGCUACAACUUUAUCAAGUAGCCAGGCUUCUUCGAACGAAGGGACAGGCUCUCGAGAAUCUGGUAGUCACCGCUCAUUUACUGACCCGGAAAGUGGACAAAGCGAAUUUUCCGGUGCUUCGCAAUCUCUACAUUCAGCAUCUCUGAGGUCAAGGAGACGCCCUGAAAUGAAGCGCUGGUUCAGUCUUGUCCCUCAAUGGUUACUGCAACUGGCAGUGAAGGAUCAGAGAGCCAGACCCGAAGAAGUGAUCAUCGAUCGUGAACUUCCCUCACAGCCAGUUAUUGAGCAGAUUGGCCCAAGAGUCCACCUUGAUUUCGGCCUGGAAGAAGCGUUGCAAUCGCCAAUACUUCUCACAAAAUUACGAAAUCAACUAUUCGAGACAAAAUCUACCCUGAGCAACUUCAAUGACUACCUUGACAAUGGAGAACAUGAGCACGAUGCCCAAUUUGGCACCUUGAGUCCUCUCUUUGGGAUAGUUCGCAAAGACCUGCUUGGAUUUGUGAAGCUAUUGCACAACAUUCUGGACAGCAUAAACUCUGAGAUCUUGGACGAUGCGAAGAUGGAAGACCGGCUCACGAUAUGGAGACAAAUAAUAACCAGGGCUGAGCUUGAGCUACCAGAAAUAAGGGCCUCAAUGGUGGAGUUCUUCAUGUUCCUCCCACAAGCUGGAAGAAUCAACCCAACUACGAAAGCGAACUCUGAAGAGACUUUUGUCGAUAAAGAAUUUCAAGAAUGCUUGACAGAGAUUGACCGGACUCUGGAAAGGCUUCAGACCGUAUCCAGGUCCCUGACUUCCAACAUGGCCCUGCUCGACAGCCGAAGAUCAAUAGCUGAGGCUCAGAAUGUCACACGACUGACCGAGCUAGCCUUCUUGUUCAUCCCUCUGACGUUUGCGGCUACUCUGCUUGGGAUGCAAAUCGAUCAAUUCGAGAACCGGGUGCCUUUAUCCACAUUCAUCCUUCUGGGUGUAUUAUUCACUGGACUCUCUUACGGUGUCAGGUUGACAAUCAGAAGCUUCUGGUUUCGGAUGAUCGUGGAGAGGUCGAAAGAGAGCAUCAAAAUCUAUGCGGAUCGCCAGCAACAGCCGGUUCAGAGAGGCUACGUCCCUACCUCUAUGUUCUUGCGAUGGUUGCUGCAGUCAUCUUGGAUGUGGGCCAAGUCCGCCGUCGCUGGCUUUGGGAUUUCCGUUUGGGCAGUGAUAAGGUUGCUAUGGAGGCUGUUGAUGAUAUCUACCAUCAGACCAUUCACGACGAUUGGUCUCACGUGUGUAUUGCCGUUGACAAUUCUUUGGACCCGAGACUUGGACUACGAGAUCCAGGUGUUCUUUACAAUUGCACUUUUUCUCUCGGUUUCAAUGGUGGUCUUCAUCAUAUUCUGGUGGUAUGCCGGCCCCAAAGAGCAAGAGACAUUUCCCAGACUGUUCAAAAAAGAGUUUGACAGGUUUGUAAAAGGAAAUUCAACGAUGUUCCCAUUGAUUAUUUGGGUAGGAAGUGCUUGUAUCUUCCUAGCGCUGAUUAUCAUCCUCUGGAGAGGGCCAACUUCAUCCGGUAUCAAGGCCUUUUUCACUAUUGCUUUAGUUUUAAGCAUUGUUCUAGGUCUCAUUUGUUUCGCCAUUUAUAAACUAGUAGGGAAUGUUAUAAGUUAUGCUCAAAGCGGUGGCGGGGGGGGAUCUGAGAGUGAAGAUUCCUCUUGA
Hyaloscypha bicolor E is the source of this 2601-nucleotide messenger RNA. RefSeq lists its product as uncharacterized. Lineage: Eukaryota; Fungi; Ascomycota; Leotiomycetes; Helotiales; Hyaloscyphaceae. Gene Ontology annotation, biological process: transmembrane transport; metal ion transport. The record is from RefSeq and is a predicted model, not a curated record. Gene Ontology annotation, cellular component: membrane. The transcript has 2 exons. The coding region runs from base 1 to 2601 and encodes 866 amino acids. Gene Ontology annotation, molecular function: metal ion transmembrane transporter activity.